This is a messenger RNA of Paramuricea clavata, 915 nucleotides long. NCBI's taxonomy places the organism in Eukaryota, Metazoa, Cnidaria, Anthozoa, Malacalcyonacea, Plexauridae. The record is from the annotation of a GenBank genome assembly.
AUGGAUAACACUUCACGCUACUGGGUUGAUAGAGUGAAAUACGCUCCAAUGCCUUGGGCCAUCGCUAUUAUAACAUCAGUGUUAAGCAGUAUCCUUGCUCUUGUGGGAACACUAACCAAUGGAUUGGUAAUGUACCUCAUUACUCAAAUAAAGAGAUUCCAACAAAUACAAAAUAUGGAUAUACUCAUCCUAAGUUUGUGUUUGUCUGACUUUGUAUCGAGUGUUGCUGUACAGCCACAAUUAAUACCACGCAUCCUUGCACGUUCUCGGAUCCCAGCAGGACAAUCAUUGUCACUUCACAUCACGUCACAUUUCACUCUUACGUCAGGAUCUUUAAGUCUUCUGUGCAUCACCUUCAACAGAUAUUUGUCAGUCAAAUUUCCGUUUUACUACGCAAACCACAUCACCGAAAUGAAGAUGUAUGGCUGUUUAGUAACAAUCUUCUCUGCCGCUGUUGGCAUGGCAGUUUGGGUGUAUUUUGAUGGGCAGUCAGAAUCUGCAAAAUUUCCAAUUAUAAUCAGUGUUAUAUUUUCUCUCACAUUAAUUCUUCAAAUUAUGAUCUUCGUGAUAAUCCAAGCUCAGAAUCGCAACCUGCGUCGACAAAUCGUGGCAGUUCAACACAAUCAAAGUGAUAUUCCGGUGCACAUGACCAGACAAAGUAACAUUCAACGUGCCAAAACGAACAGAACAAUCCUGUAUAUUUGUGCUGUUUUUAUUGCAACAUGGCUACCUUCAAUUAUAUUUCGUGUUUACUAUGUAUUUCAUGGAAAUGUUACAUUUUACAUUCAGUGGCUCCAUAUUUUUAACGUUGUUAUUCAAAUUCAUUCCUGUAUCAAUCCUUGGCUCUAUACAUUACGUACAUCCCGGGUCAAACAAGUUCUGAUAAGGAUUUACCGAAGAGAGUAUCACCAGUAG